UUGUUCCUCCGCAACCGCAUCACAUGAAGAACCUGGACCUGGAUUCUCAACGAUUGACGCUUUUUCCCAUCCCGACGAGGUCUAAAAGGCGCUGUUUGCGUCUGAUCGACUUGCUAAACACUGGCGUGUCUUGAACGACCCACAGGAAAGUUUGGUCGGCGUCCAAAUCGCAGGAGAAACAAACGUAUGGUGCACACCACAUGAGUAGGACCAACAGCAAGAAGGGCAGCAUACAGGCACAGCAGGGCUUGUCGUGGCUCACCGGUGCACAGGAGGGAGGGAGAGAGGGGGAUAUCGGCCUGGCGGAAAGAGGAGGAGGAGGAAGAGAGGGGCGAGGAGAGAAGUUGCUGGGCGGUCAGCAGAAGAAGUACGAGAAAGAGGAGCGAGCCGGUAUCUUCCGGGUUGGCAUUCAGAACCCUGCCUCUCUCCGGCAGCACCAGCACCAGCACCGGCACCAUCAUAUGCCCGCGAACAGCGCGUUCCCGCUGCUAUUGCGCCGCGUGGCCUGCUUGCUAUCGCUCCGGGCGAUUGGGUGUGAUGCGUUGUACGCUUGGAGUAACCCUGGAGAGCCCCCAGAGUACUGUACCUUGUUCAACCACAUGGUCAAGAGCGGAGGCUCUACCAUCAAGGACAAGUUGGACAUUGCCGCCAAAGCAGAUGGGGUUGACGGGCCAGCCAUGUGCGUGAAUGGGGUUGGGUACGAGGAUAGCUGUCUGAAGGCCAUGCACAGCGCUCCGGUCAUCGUGGGAUACGCAGAGCUUUUGAGGUAUCCGUUGGAGGUCAUCGGCCGAGAGUGCGAGUACUUCACCGUCAUGAGACAUCCGAUAGAUAGGCUGCUGUCAGCCUUCUUCUAUUGUCCCGCCUACGGUGACGUGCAGGACAGGCCACCAAAGUGGUGCGGCUACGCGAAUGACCCGCAGCCUGUGACAGAUCGACUGGUAGAGUUCGCCAAGUACGGCUGGAAGAACAAGGCCUUCAGGCAGAUGACCUUCGGCCUGUACUGCCCACCGAACGCCUUCUGCGAGCAGGCUGAGCCCGGGGCACAGCAGGCCGUGCACGAACCAGGGGGAUGGAUUCUGUUGGAGCAAAUUGAGGCUAUCUUGGCCACUUACACGGCUGUGGGUAUCCUCGAGUACUGGGACCUGUCGAUGCAGCUCUUCAAUGCCCGAGUGACAUCACCCGUAUGGGAUUGGGAGGACAUGGAGCAUUCCAACAGGGGGCAGCGAUCCGGAUUGCGCGACGAGGUCCACCGAUGGGCUCACAUGAGCCCUGAGAUACACCGCGUCAUGGCGACCGAUAUGCUCCUCUACGACUACUCCGUCUCGGUCUUCAAGCUACAGACAUCAGCCUCGUUAGGCACGAUAUGGGAGACACGCACCUAGAAUGGAUGGUCUCGAUGUUCAAGCUGUAGACAUCGCCCUCGUCAGGCAAGCAAAAAGUGAUGUCGAUUUUGUUAUGGUUUUCUGGUCGGUUGUGUUGAUUAGGGUGGGUUGUUACAGUUGGUAAGGAGAAAGAGGGAAGAGCUCUUGGGGGGGGUGGGGUGUCUUGGGAGAGACCGAACCACGCUCCGCCCCCUGCGCGUGUUUUUGUUAUUGUCGUGGGUGAUGGUUCUGAUAAUGUAUUUUUUGUGAUGGGCUGGUUGUUGCCACGCGAAGGGAUAAGACACGUCCGGCCGGCCGGGUUCACUGCAGAUGUGGCGUGUGCUAAGCUGUAGGAAGGCGAGACCGAUAGGAAAGAAGCUGGCCGAAGCACUCGCUGGUGGGAAGCGCGAGAGACUUACGCACACCAACAUAAAUGCCAGAAGCAGGGAAAUGGAGCGAGCUUGCUUGUGGCGAGACGGGGAAGUCUUUUUGUUUGGGCAGCAGGGCUUUGGUUGCCCCGUUGGGGCGUUUUUUGAACAGAGGGAGUAUCUGUGCUCGUGCGAGCAUUUAUGUGCUUGCUGCUCGCGACGAACAGAUUUGGCGCUAAGCCGUGUAGUGCCGACUGGAAGGAAGUUUUUGUCCCGGUGGCUUUGCAGUCCUGGCCGAGAAACCGCCGCUGAGGAGAAGGAGGGAGGGGGGUCCGGCGGAUGAUAGGUCUGUGUUUGACCCCCCGCCGCAGCCCUAUCAUGCAGUUCUAUCGAUUGCGCAGCCUACAGUUCCACCGAUUGUCCCGCCGAUUUCAGUUGACCGACCAUAACUCCAUCAAUAAUAGGUAUUUUCUUUCUUUUUUUUAGUAUUGAUCUCCAUUACAAAUGCCACAAGAGUUGUUCAGGGACCAAAUCGAUUUGAGACGUUUCUGAGAAUCCGUGGUUUUCGUACACGUUUUUCCAGGCGUUUUUGGGAGGGAGGGGAUGAAACUGUUCGUCCAAUAUCUCGAUAACCACUAUCGUAAUCAUGCCAGUUUUUGUUUUGUUCUUGGUUGAUAUCGGCGGGGUUUGAGCAGGCGAACGCGAUGGCGCCCUCAGAAAAAAGAAAAAC
Molecule: messenger RNA, 2459 nt
Organism: Ectocarpus sp. CCAP 1310/34
Lineage: Eukaryota; Phaeophyceae; Ectocarpales; Ectocarpaceae
Source: the annotation of a GenBank genome assembly